CCCUUUUCUGAACAUUUUCACGAUUGUUGGUUGGAUUCGCUAUCGGUUGUUUCUGAAUCACCCUGUAUAAGAUAAGUCAAGUGCUGCCAACCUGUCAAGUUUUAAAUCAUAUGUACCGUCAACGCUGCCAUAACCUCAAACAAUGGCAAAAUGGAAACAAAUAUCUCGGAUUCUGGAUUAACUACCAGAGAUGCGUUGAAUAAAUUGCACGUCGAAAUCGACACGAUCCUCCAACAAUUUAAGACGUCUCAGAAAACGAGGAGACACAAGUCUUGGAUAAAAGAUGCCCUCCACCAUUCAAGCCAACGCACAACAAUCAACUGGUUAUCCGCCAGCUUCCAGCUUUGGACCGUGGCCAGUCUGACGGCUUAUUACAUAUACAAUUACUACUAUCACCCAGAUUACGCUUAUGUGAUUAAUCUGUGUGAGGCGUUCGUCAUUUUGACGCUUCUGGUCAUAAACGUUUCUUUGGAGUUGUACGAUAACAAAUUAAGACAUAACGAGAUACCAAACAGGAUUCAAGCCAUUUUAGAUAAACUGCGCAAGGAGAUUGAAAAAGUUGAAUGGAAGCCCGAAAACUAUCCCAACUUGUUCACUCCGUUCUCGCCAUGUAUUACUUUACAAUGGACGUUACGAGACAACAAGCUUGUAAACAUGCCGUGGUCUUUGUUGGUAAAAGACGACAUAAUAUUGAUAAGGCCUGGCCAAAUUUCGCCCGGUUACUGCGAAGCAGUGGACAAAAAUUCCGAGUACCCAUUGUUGCAUGCCAAGGAGGUGUACGCUCCAUCUUUGCAGAACGCCAAUGAAAUUUUGAGUGCCCCCAAGUGCCGAAAGCCGUUGGAGAACAAGAAGUACAGAUUGUUGGAGACGCCUUACCUGAACAACCUCAGGGUGUUUCUGGAACAAGCACUUGACAGACCUGUCACCCAACACAACCAGCACCGACACAGGGUGAUGAUAAAGAUUAUCGAGAGGAUCAUUAUGCCGGCAGCGUUUCUGAUAACUUUCGUCCUUAAUUUGUUUAAGUUUUUAUAUUUUAUGCAUUUGGGGGGAAUAUCGGCCGCGCAGCUCUUCCUUCUAAGACCCAGUACUGUGAUUUUGCCCUUGUUGCCUUUAGUGUUCCCUCUGUUCUGGAAUUUGUUGAAUUAUUCUGGAAUGGCACGAUUUAAAACUAUAUUUGGUGCAACCAGACGGUUCGAUGCUAAACCGCACCAGUUAGAAGAAGAUACUGAUACCACGACAAUAGAUAAUACUGAAUUGAAAUUUACCUAUAGAGACAUUUGGAACAAUUUUUGCGAUAUUAUGAUGGGCAAACCAGACAUACUAAUCAGAUCGGCGAAUAUUUUACAUGUAUUAGGUUCAGUAACUGCUCUUUGUUGCGUAGACAAAAAAGGUAUACUUUCCUGGCCCAAUCCUACUGCUGAGAAAGUUUUUUUUUUACAUAACGAUGAAAAUAACUCUCCAACUUCAAGUUUGAACAAUGUAAAUGAUCUCACAACUGAUAACGACAACUCUAACACAAAUACCCAAUACUUUCAUGCGGAAACACACAAUUCGGCGACUGCUGAAGUUCUGGAUCUCACUCACAAUCACGACGAUCCGUUUAAAUUGCAUUUCGACGACCAAGAGUGGGACAGGCAUAUGUCGUCUCUUAAGCCUUUGGGCCUUGCCAUAUUAUUGAAUACUUGCAAUUUUGACACCCAAGAUCACUACACAGCGUUUUGUCAACAUAUAACAUGCGAGGCCAUGUACAACGAAAACUUAGUGCCAGUUACUAACCGAAGAUGUUUGUGUGAACUCGCGAAAGAGAUAGGUUUUCAGGACCAAGCUCAAAAGAUCUUCGAAUUGGGACACCAGUUAUCAACGUUCAGGCAUCUACAACCGGAAAUGGUGAGAAGAGACAACAAAUACGCGCGAUCGUUGCAACUCUCAACGAAACUCAAGUUUCCCUUCCCCCACAUGUUCGCGGUUGUGGUUAAGGAAGUGACGAGCGGAUCUAUGCAACUCCUCUCCGAAGGUACGGCCGAUAUUAUUCUGGAUUCUUGUGUCGAAUACUGGGACGGCAGAGAUUUGUGCACGUUAUCGCAUUCCGAUAGAAAGAAAAUCCAGGAUUUUUAUCAGAGGAGCAGUCUCACCGCUUAUUGUACAGCAUUCGCAUAUAGACCCUUGACGAAGUGCAUCAAUGACAAACUGAGCGACUUGUAUCUAGAACUGCCCAGCGACUCCAGACACCUUUACAUGAGCCACCGCAGUCCCACGCCUGCGCACUGGGAGUGUAAGAGUGUUUUGGAGCCUAGGAUAAAAGCAGCCCAGUUUUAUAGUACUGAUUCUUUGUUGUAUAACGAUUAUCCAACGGGAGAUGUGUCGGAUGCGGAUAGUUGUUUUCAAAUGCAGUGCAAUCAGGUUUUCAUUGGAAUGGUCACCAUGCAGUAUCAAGCUCUAACAGACAUGGUUCAACUUAUCGAACAAUUGGAACGAGCUUGUAUCAGGUUUGUUCACUUCAGCAAGGAGAACGAGCUUAGGUCGAGAGUUUUCAGUGAGAAAAUGGGACUUGAAAGCGGUUGGAAUUGUCAUAUAUCUUUGUUAAGUGAGAGGAACAGACCCGAGAGUGGCCACGGCGACGAUUGCGGUUCAACACCACGGAAAGAGGCGUCGCGACGUCUGUCACAGAGCGCACGCAGGAUACCGAACUCGCCUACUUUCGACGAAAAGUCUUGUUUGCUCGAUACUAGUUGCAUCAACAACAGUUCAACAACGAAAAAUAGCAAUUUAGAGUCGUCGCGCACGAUGAGCUUCUCCGCACCCAGUGCCAUCAACAUGGAACAUUCCGUGGUCAAAUUUGACACCGAGAACGAAAGGACGCCGAAAAAGAGCAGCGAACAAAGCAACAUGGACAUCGCCAGUCAGGAGAGUGUUCACAUGCAAUCCGAAGUGAACACUCACGAUUGGCAAUCCCUCAGUUGUCUUACCGACAGCACCGAACAGAGCGCACCCAUCAACUUCGACAUGAGUAACAGGGCAAAACUGCCAAGGGGCAUCGAUAAAAUUCGCCCUCAUAUUGAGCUAAUUGACAACGUUCCUUUACUAGUUUCUUUGUUCACCGACUGUACUCCGAGCGCGACUAGGGAGAUGUUGCAAAUCAUGCAGGAAUACGGCGAGAUUGUUUGCAUCAUGGGUUCUUCAGAGAACUUCGACAACUGCGGCAUUUUCAUGCAAGCUGAUGCGAGUAUUGCUGUUGAGCCUUUGUAUCCUCAAGUGUGCCAAAAAAGGGAGGUCUUCCUUCCACCAAAAUCAUCGCUUUCUCCCAUAACACUGUCGUGCGAAUUGAAUUCCAUUGCUUGUUCACUUUGCGUACGAAGAGAGGAACCAAUAUCAUUUUAUCAUUUAAUCAUGGAAGCACGACAUUUCAUUCAAACUCUAUGGAGUUCAGUGCAAUUCUGGUUGUCUUGUUGCUUUGUGCUGAGUUUUAUGGAACUGAUCGCUGCGUUACUUAUGUUACCGCCUGUUUUAACGAUCGGACAAACUUUGUGGUUGUGCUGCAUUGUAAUACCGGCAAUUAGUUUGUCUUUAAUGGUCAAAGAAGUAGAUCCUGAUGUUAUGAAAAAGCCUCAAGGCAAAAUCCAAAAUAUACCAAGUCUUGAAGGAGGAAUUUACAUAUUGUGGUGUUAUGGAUCCAAGUUUUUACCGACUGUUCUUGUGGUGCUAGUAUCAUAUAUAGGUGUUCUGUCUAGUCAGUGUCAGGAUAUUUGUUUAAACAAAAACUGCACUUGUGCCUUUUUCUACAUACCUACCAUGUACCCCGACAACAGUGGCGAGGUUGUUGGUUGGCCACCAGACAGCCUGACUCUUUAUAUUGCCAGACUACUUACUGUUUUUAUUAUUAUGUUGCAUUUUGUGGUUAUCUCUAUGGGAUUUGUUCAUAGAGACUUUACUAUAUUCAAACGACGACCUACUGACAAUCUCGUUUGGUUAAUAGUUAUUUUUGUUCUAACGUCUAUUCAAGCUCUCUAUACCGUUUUACAAUAUAAUACAACUGUUUUCCCCGAUGAAAUUGGUUACAGAACACCCUCGUGGGUAGUAAUCUUUGCUGCACUGUCUCCACUAUUUAUAUUUGCGAUAAAUGAAAUUGUGAAGAAACAGGAAAUAAACGUUACUAAACGGUUCUUGAAACGCGCUAGACUAGAUUUUGGUACCAAACUGGGUAUGAACUCGCCGUUCUAAGGAGAUUUUUACACAGAGUAUUUUUAUACAACCAUGCGUGUGAAUUUUUUAUCGAUUUUAUUUAUAAGACUGGAUUGUUUUGCAAAGUACUGAAAAUAUGUUGAAUAAACUGAUGUAUAAUUAUUA
This is a messenger RNA of Aethina tumida (small hive beetle), 4347 nucleotides long. Its product is annotated as transmembrane protein 94. NCBI's taxonomy places the organism in Eukaryota, Metazoa, Arthropoda, Insecta, Coleoptera, Nitidulidae. Bases 151 to 4221 code for a protein of 1356 amino acids. The record is from RefSeq and is a predicted model, not a curated record. The transcript has 19 exons.